CCGUGCUGCGGUGAAACGGGUGACAGCUCGCACGCGCGGAGCUCGCCUGACGACCGGCCAGCUCUCGGGAGGUCAACGGUUUAGUGACGCAGAAAAGGCCGGCGCGAUGGAACUUCGCCCCCAGAGCUACCAUGCAGCUCUUACGGGUGUUGUGUCCCCCUGUGUCUCCCUCCCCUUUAGUUUUUCUUUUCUUAUUUUUAUUUUAUCUUUGUCUCUUGCCUGUGCACAAGGCAGAUUUUUUCCUUCUCUCUUUUAAGUGUGGGUGUGCAUGUGUGUGAGAGGUUUUUAUUAGUAUUAUUUCAUGUGUGUAAUAACAUUUGUUGUUUUGGACCGUUCAUUUUGUUUUUGUGGGUUUUGUGUGGUCUGGGCUCUUCUGUGGUUCGGCUGGAACGUCGCGCGCCGUCGUUGGCCGAGCGAGUGGGUGUGUGUUUGUGCCGGCUGCUUGAGCGGUUGCGAGCGUGCAUCCGGCGACAACCUCCAUGUCUGUUGGGUGCAGCGUACCGGUGCGACAGGCGAUCUCUGGCAGCGGUAGCGGCAGCGGUUCGCUGUGCAUCGUCAUCCUCAACAAGAGGAGAAUUAAUGAGGGCGAGAAAAAGAUAAUGGUAAAGAGAAAGAAGAUAGACGCUGCACGAGGAAGGAGAGACAAGCCCACGCGGAGGAACGGACAUGGGUCAAACACAAGCCACAACCACGACACCAGCAUCAGGCCAGUCCACAUCAACAACUACAACAGCAGCCUAACAACUGAUGCUGGAAGUUGUGAUUCCUUGGUGCACUCGUUAUUUUUGCCUCCGCGCGCACGCCAGCUGCUUCUCCUAGCUGCCUGCGCGCGUGCGGGUUUCGCGUGAGGGCUCGCGCAGUCAAUAAGCCUAGCUUUGCCAUGACAACGCGAUUUCUAGCAGCGCCUGACACGUCAGUCGCAGACAUCGAGCAGGGCUGCUGAGCUCAUUCAAUGUGGGUGGAACGUGGCCUUCAGGCGUCCGCAGCUCUCUGUGACAUGGAUCAGUGGCCAGCGUGCACCUGUCACCUACAGUAGAAACAAGGUACGCUAUACACCCUCUACCUGCCGAUGUCAGGUCACAGCGUUGUGGGCAACAUAUACCGGGAACUUCCUAAAAGUUUAUGAAUGAGAAUUUGUGCAAUAUGUUGCUGAUCACGUUCAAGGUGGUCACUUCGUAUUCAACACAUCACGGUGCUUAAAGGACUGUCUACCUGCCAGUGUCUUCUCCAACCCCUAAUAAAACGACAAAUUAGAAUCAUCGUCUGCCAACGUAUCCAUAACUUCAUUUACCAACAUAUCCCCAUCAGAAUAGGUCAACUUAUCCAUAAAAUCAUCUGCCAACAUAUCUACGUCAGCAUCUUCAAAAGUAUCCACAUCAUCAGCAUCGGUCAGCUUAUCUGUAACUUCAUUUGCCAACGUAUCCACAUCUGCAGCUGUCAGCAUAGCCGCAACAUCGAAUGUGCUUCAGCUGGAGAAAUGGCUGCAGAUUACAUCCAGGAAAUAUUUUCAGUGGCAGCGCAAUGCAAAAAUAACUCUUUUGUCUCCUACGGCGGGAAAGACCAAAACAAGUGUUACAUCCCGAUGUUUCUGUGAUAAUUAUCGUUAUCUAUUUAUAGCGAUAGACUAUGGUUUUAUAGCUGAGCAAAAAGAGAGCGGGCUGUUUUCUACAGCAGUGGGACGAUGAAGACCCUAGGAGUUGUUACCACAGCCGUCGGACUAAGUCGAUGGGGUUGGAGACUAACCUCAUGAAACUAAUCCUAUUACUCAGACAGAAAACAACUUGUUGACACUGACAACGCAUCUUUGCCACGAGGACCAUGAAAGAGCAGGAUCUAUUGCCUGCAGAGGGAGGCAAAUUCUGUCACGAAGGCUGGCGGACGUAGGACGCAAGUCACGUGACGAUGUAACACGAUGAACAACAACAGCAGCAGCACCAAUGACCCGCAGCACAACACAGACGGCUUGGUAUCGGGGUUGCUAGGCAAGUCCCGCACGUCAGCGGUGGUUGCAGAGACCCUAACGCUGGGGGUGCUGUGGCUGUUGUCGUUGCUGGGCAACGUGCUGGUGUGCCUGGUCAUCCACCGCAGCCGUCGGAUCCAGUCCACCACCAACUUUUUUGUCGUAUCGCUAGCCAUGUCCGACCUUUGUCUGUCCGUGAUCUGCCUGCCUUUUGUGACGGCACGGGUCAUCGCGGGGUCAUGGCUGACAGGCCAGUUUCUGUGCAAAGUCAUCAGGUUUGUGCAGUUCGCGGCCCCAGCGGCCGCCAUCUUUGUCCUCGUCUCCAUCUGCAUUGACCGCUUCUACACUAUCAUAUAUCCGUUGAGCUUCAAGGUGACGCGGAGCACGGCCAAGCGCAUGAUCGCCUGCUGUUGGGUGGCCGCCGCCUCCCUCUCCUCCUUCUGCUUCUACUUCUUUCAGGUCCUGCAGCCUACAUCUUCCCAGGCCUCAGCAGUGACUUUCAGCUCCAGCCCGCUCACCACCUCAGGUAGCACCUUCGACCCGAACGCGGAGACAGUGUACGUGUGCCCGACGUUCGUGCCUGCCUGGGAGUGGUCCGGCAAGACGUAUGGACUUGUGCUGGUGCUGUGCCAAUUUCUGUUGCCUACCUUAAUAACAGGGGUAGGUUACUCGCGGGUGGUCAGGUAUAUAUGGACUACAGGCGCACCUGGAGUGCGAACUAUUCACCGCACUGCCAACCCAGUGCCCCGCACCAAAGUAAAGGCUGUAAAAAUGUUGCUGAUAGUCACCUUGUCCUGUGUCAUCAUGAUGGCGCCCAUCUACAUAGCGCAGAUAGUCUACUCUUUCCAGCCACUUCACUAUCUGGAUCGGACUGUCUUUAUCUUGGCUUUCUGGCUGCUCAUUGGUACGGGUGUGUCCAAGCCGUUACUGUACCUCUACUACAACGCCAACUUCAGGCGGGGCUGCAGGGAGGUGUUUUGCAUGUCGUCCAUGAAGUGCUACCGGUCCAGUACGUACACCAUUACCACCACGUCUUCGCUGGGAAAGCGUAACUACGUGGGCGUAAUGGAGUUAAGCAGCGACGGCCAACGACUGGCCUGCGGUUCCCCGACGAAGGCCUUUAACAGGGCGCUGUACGUCGAGAAGAGUGCGUGGCCCUUAAACGGCAGCUUUUCUUCUUCCUAUGUCUGAAAACCUCUGUAGCUGACUGAGCGUCCUCUCCUUUAUAAACACUUACUUCAAAUGAUGAAAUGCAAUUUGAUCUGAAUUGUGCAUUUUUAACUGCAUUUAGCAGCGUCGUACAGUGAAUUUUGUAUUCUCGCAAACCGGUUUUCCGGCUGAACAACAGUAAAGACAAGAAACCAGACCAGCAUGUAUGUUGGGACAAUACUGCCUACAAGAUGACAGCAGUGUAUGAAAAAAUGUCAGCAAUGCUUCACACAACUUUCACAACUUGAUCACAAUGUCACAGGAUACGACCUUUUUUAUCGCCAUCCAGCAGAUCACUGGGAACAGUACCUCCCAAACGACUAGACUGUGGCCUGAUUAAAUGUCAAGUUGUUUUUUGUUUUUUGAUUUGUUUGCUUUUUGUUUUUGUUUUUUUACUGCAUUCCUGAGAUAUGUUUAUUUGCUUGACUAAAUGACCACAAAAUGUGCUUUCUUUGCCAGUAAUGGCUUUGUUUAGGAGGUUUUAAACACAAAUCUUACAGCCGAUCUUUAUUUGCAAGCACCCGCAUGUAUAGUAUGACAUCGUCAAACAUAACAGGUGUGAGUCUCCGCAUAAAGAUCACAGGAACGACUGAACGGCAAAAGGAUUUUCUGGAUCUGAGCGUGUGAAUAACCUUUCAGUUACCUUCUGUUGGCCCCGCGCGCCUGCUGAUGGGACAGUCAGAGUGACUGUGGGAAGCUGGGUACUCGAGAACUACUUCACGUUCAAGUGAUAUCAAGUCAGGCAUCAUAUUUACUCUGCCCGUCAGGCAACAGAAGAGAGACCAGACGGCUUUUGCAAUAACAACAACCCACAAGUGCUCGCACUCAACACACACAUCAUUCACUCGAUCAUUCGAUCACCUGCGACGAGCAACAAAGCCAGCCGAUUUUCAGUGGACAAAAGGACAUGCUCGUGUUGAUCAUACAAACAAAAGAUAUAAUUAACAGAACAAAUAAAAAAGUUCAAAGCUCUGUUCUAAGUAUUCAUGUACAGCUCCGAAAAGUCACAAACUGUGGCAUGUGAGAGCGCGAGGGCAUAUACAAAACUUUAACAAUAAAAGUAGAAGCUAAAUAACACGGCGACACAUAUACAGAAGUAGGUGCACCCUAACUGACAGCCCAAAACUAAAAUGUUUUUAUACUUCUUUUUUAUUUAGCGAUAACAAGAAAAAUAUUAAUUUUUCUUUUUUCUUUAAAAGUUGUAAGAUGACAUACAUUGUUCAAACGCAAAUAGUGAUUGCUUUUUCCCAGAUAGAUAAAAAAUAUCUAACUAUGAGAUUCAUGAAAUUAACCGAAUGAAAAUUUAAGCGUUUAUUUUGUUACAAAAGAUGAGAAUAUAGGCGUGUGGGAAUGUGUUCGCUAUAUCAUUAGAUAAAUAGAUAUUAAAACUGUGGGAGAGGUAUCAUUAGACAAUUAUCUGUUAAAACUAAUGGAGAUAUGCGUUGAUAAAUAUGAAUGUCGUUUAGGUUUAGUAUACCUCUCUCGUGGUUAUUUCUUUAUAUCAAGACCGAAUUAUUAUUGAUUAUUAAUAUUAUCGCGUCUAUUAUUGUUACUUGUCUACUCAAAUCAGUUCUUCCUUUAUAUUUUUAUUGUCAAGCCGUUUUAAAUUGUAAUCAUGAUAUCGUUUUUGACUAGGUGUGUAUUUGUUAGAUCGGCACUUACCUGAUAACUGUAAAACAAAACGAGAGCUACUAAAUGAAUUCUUCGUUGACUGAAUUUGUGAAAAAAUAUUAAUGUUUGAUAAAUUUUGCUUGCAACACGACUUGUCAGUAAUUCAACAGAAAGUUGUAGUGUAUCUGUUUUAAUCACUUUUAAUUCAUUUUAUUUAAUGAUUUUUUUAAAGUGUCCACAUGCAACACUUUAAUUAGAAACUUCUAAGCCAAUUGUUGAUAUAACAGGUAAAAAUGAUAAUAAAAAAAUCAACAAUCUAGUAAAUUUUGCCAGUGAAAGUUUGUCUCAGCUUAAUCCUAUUGAAAUCCUCUGCUAUUCCCUUUAAUAAAGACUUUUUUGGGGAAAUGAUGAUGAUGAUGUAUUUAUACAGCGCACACUUUUGCUACAGUAAUUCACGACGUACACAAUAAAGAGCAAGUGAACGCAUGCGCAAAAACGCCUACACACGCACAGACACACACUAUGAGAAAAGUUUUAAGCGACAUUUUGAAAGAAGAGAGAGAAGGCUUCUGGCUAAUAUGAAGUAUACAUAUAGGUCAUCCAGGUAAGAAGACAAACAGCAGAAAAGAAAUGGAGACUAAAUGUAAGAAUUCUGUUUCGAGGAACUAAAAGCCUGAGGAGUGGAGAAAAAGAGGUGGUGUGGCGAUAUAAAGGUGAAUUAAACAGGUAGAUGGGAGAAGAGCACGAACUUGUAUUACUGGACUGCUUGCAGACGAUUUAACUACUAAACCGAGGCUGGUGUAUAAAAAGCUUCCGGUUUAGUCAUAUUCAUGGUCGAGACUAACAGCGAUUUCACAAGAAGCUAAGGGUUGGUUUCGGCAGACAGCAGUCCACCUAUACACAUCUGUGAUGAGAGUCAUUGAGACACUUGUUGAAUUUAUGUGAAAUGCGUUUAGAAACUGAGAGCCACUGAAGUGCAGUAAAGAGAGGGGUGAACCAGUUUUAUUCUUCCUGAAAAUAAGACGGGCUGCGUUGUUUCGAACACACUGGAGAAUAUAGAUUGCACAGUCCGGAAGGCGAGGAAGAGCAUACUAUAACUUGUAGCAUUCUGUGCAAGAAAGGACGACAGCAAGCCUCUUUGUUUUGAUCAAGCUUACAUAUUAUCUUUAAAACGUCAUCUUCUUUCUUAACGUCCUCCUUACAUGCUUCAAUACUGGUUGACGUCACUCUUGUGAUGUCAGUUUCUAUUACCUCAGCAGAACUCUGACCUUACUACUGCUUGGCAGUUAAAAAAAAAAAUAGAUUAUUCAGGAGGCUGGAUCGUAGACAAGAAAUAUGAGAAUCAAGUCUGCGCUUGUUGACUUGCGUAUAUCCUCAAUCUAAAGCAACGGGAAGAAUGUUACGAGGAAAAUGGACCGUAUGUAGAGCAGAAAGCGUUGAACACCUGAAGGGUAGUAAUGAUUUAAAUCAGCAAACGAAAGCACAGGAAUCGAGAUUGUGUAGAUAUGGCGUUUGAGACCGUUAGACAAUAAAGAAGACAAAAAUGGGGCUCAGGCUCAGGAAAUAGCGCAGAAUAGUGGCAGACGAAACGCAGCGAAAAGCACAGAAUAUCAGAAGUCAGCAGACACCAAACGAUGAAAGCCCAAAGGCACUACAAGAAACAAAAGAGAAAGAACCAGGAUAGCUAGUCGCCUACAGACUGUACUCUCAUAUUCUGUGGUGUAACAAUCAGCUGGACCACGAACUUAUAAAUACACUUCCAUGGCUGUACUGUAGCUUAAGGGGUUUUGACAUGCAACGAUACUGUAGAUAAGUCACAGAUAGGUAUAACAUAUUGUAGACACAGGACCUCGCAAGUAUAUCGUCGGUGUCUAAUCGUCCACUCUUCAUUUCAUCCAUCUGCUUCUCAGUUUUGUGCAGGUCUACCCCUAACAACCUUUCGUUGAAGAAGUGACAGCGUACAAUCCUAGACCUUCUCGCACCUUUUGAAGACAGUGGCGUAUCUAUUCUGCAGAUUUUUUUACGGGCUUCAAAGGCGUAGUGGUAGGUGUAGAUUCCAGGGUUACACGUGAGAGUUUUCACCUGGGUCCCUUAAGGGUCUCUCUUCAAAAGCCCACCAGGUCCCAAACCGGUUUCUCACAGGGGUCCCUCCUAUUUUCUUUAAGGGACCCAUGAGUUCUCACAAGAUGGGUGUGUGUACGUGAAUGGGAAAUAUGCUGCCCUUUACUUUAAUUGGAAGAAGCCGGUUUCCUUUGUUCUAGGGCACGAUUACAUUCGGCCUUUUACCAGUGCCUGCAAAAGUUAUGUUGACACCUGUCCCUGCCUCUGUGGAGAAAUCCCCGACGAUCAGUACAAACCGCCAUUGUGAAAAUAUUGCACGUGCGUGUAUUAGCGCUUUCUCGGGUUACUAAAAAUAGAUUGUGACGUCACGCAGCAGAGCAUCAUGGGAUUGCUUUGCGGGCAAACACUGCACGUUGUUCUUUCUGUUU
Messenger RNA from Pomacea canaliculata, 7269 nucleotides. Its product is annotated as probable G-protein coupled receptor 19. Gene Ontology annotation, cellular component: membrane. NCBI's taxonomy places the organism in Eukaryota, Metazoa, Mollusca, Gastropoda, Architaenioglossa, Ampullariidae. The transcript has 4 exons. The record is from RefSeq and is a predicted model, not a curated record. Gene Ontology annotation, molecular function: neuropeptide receptor activity; peptide binding. The coding region runs from base 1913 to 3151 and encodes 412 amino acids. Gene Ontology annotation, biological process: G protein-coupled receptor signaling pathway.